AUGUAUAUAGUGCUGUUAAAACUGCACAUAAGGCUUAGCUUGUCCUUGUUACUUGUGCAAGUUCUCGCGCUAUUUAUUUGGACAUCGCCACUGGUUAUUUUGGUGAUGCAUGCGUUAAUGUCCUACGAAGAUUUUUUUAACAGAAAAGGUGCACCUACUUUAAUUAAUUCGGACAAUGGAUCAAACUUUACUAGUACUCUAGAAUUUGCUAGUGCACAUGGCACCCAAUGGACUUUUAACGUCGAAGCCGCCCACUGGCAGGAUGGGUUUUUCGAGAGGCUGGUUCAGUCAGUAAAACGAUGUUUACGAAAAUGCUCGGGUAAAUAUUUUGUAAAUUACGAAGAGCUUUUGACCUUUCUUGCGGAAAUUGAAAGGAUACUAAAUAAUCGCCCUUUAACAUUUUUUAACGACGACGUGAAUGAAAGAAAUCUUAACGCCCAGUGGUUAAACGAAUAUGUUGUGAAUUUACGUGAAACACAUAAACAUUGUAUACAGUCCUCUAAAAACGUUAUUUCUGUGAACGAUAUCGUAUUGAUUGAUGACAAUAGACACAAACGGUCAUUUUGGAAACUUGGAAAAGUAAUUGCAUUAAUAACCGGUAAAGACAAUAAUGUACGAGCUGCAAAAGUCGAGUAUGUGACGAACAAUUUUGUACGAUCUCUAAACAGACCGGUAAACAAACUUUACCCCGUUGAACUGUCGUGA
Messenger RNA from Hydractinia symbiolongicarpus, 705 nucleotides. RefSeq lists its product as uncharacterized. The record is from RefSeq and is a predicted model, not a curated record. Bases 1 to 705 code for a protein of 234 amino acids. Gene Ontology annotation, molecular function: nucleic acid binding. The transcript is spliced from 2 exons. Gene Ontology annotation, biological process: DNA integration. Lineage: Eukaryota; Metazoa; Cnidaria; Hydrozoa; Anthoathecata; Hydractiniidae.